Phragmites australis (common reed) is the source of this 1180-nucleotide messenger RNA. RefSeq lists its product as uncharacterized. The record is from RefSeq and is a predicted model, not a curated record. NCBI's taxonomy places the organism in Eukaryota, Viridiplantae, Streptophyta, Magnoliopsida, Poales, Poaceae. Bases 165 to 953 code for a protein of 262 amino acids. The transcript is spliced from 5 exons.
GGUCCGCCGCUCCUCUCGUCCGCACCAUCGUUCCGAUUCUUACCUCCUCUCCUCGCCGCCUCCAAUUUCUAGACCACUGGAAAACAAAAUUUAGACCACCCAAACCCGAAAGGCUCCCUUCCUCCCCUCCUCCAUCACCGGCGCGAGAGCGAGAGGCCGCGACGAUGCUGCUCGUGAGCCAGGCCGCGAACGGCUCCCUCUCCGCGCGGCGGCUGCCCUCCAAGCCGCCGGGGCCCACCAACCCCAACCCCUACCCUCUCUUCGCCAACCCCCGCCUACCGCGCCGCCGCCUCGCGCUCUCCGGCGCCGGCUCCGACGCACCCCGCCGCGCCGUGACGAUACCCGCCUCCGCGGGUGAGGGCCCCUCCGGUUCCCCCGCCGCCGCCGAGGACCCCGUCCUCAUCCGCGUCACCAACGACGGGGUGCCCCUGGAGGGCGUCAUCCAGAUAGAGAAGCCCGGGGACGGAAACGGGGAGUCCAAGCUCGUCUCCUACGCGAAGCUGGGGCUUCUGGCCGGCGGGGAUGUGCUCUGCCUGCUGGUGUUCUCCGCGAUAGGGAGGUUCAACCAUGGCCUGCCCAUUCUCGAUGCGGAGACGUUCAAGACGGCCGACCCGUUCAUUGCUGGGUGGCUGCUGAGUGCCUACCUCCUUGGUGGAUUUGGAGAUGAUGCAAAAGGGCGAAAUGGUGUGGGGAAUGCUGUUAUCACUGCCGCCAAAUCCUGGGUUGUCGGGAUACCGCUGGGGCUUGCUAUCCGAGCAGUGGCAUCUGGUCAUAUUCCACCAACUCCUUUUAUCUUGGUUACCAUGGGAAGUACAGGGGUCUUGUUAACUGCAUGGCGUGCCCUGGUUUCUCAACUCCUUUCCACUGGACAGAAGCAGCAGGAUGAUGUCUACCGGCGUGGAAGUCCUUUCGAGCUUUUUGAGUUACUCACAUCACUGGUGCGGAGGUGGUGAUGUCUGAGGCUGAAGCCAUAAAAGGCCAUGAUUACCGCCCAUCACCACGUUCAACUACCUGUGUGUAAGUACAAUUUUGAAGGUGAAGAGGGUCAAAUUCUUUGGAAAGAUCGCACGCUCAACUUAGUGCUAAGUAUCUUAUUCAUAAGAUGUACCUGAUCAACCACUUGUAAAAUUAUAUAUGUAGCUUGACUUCUAAUCAAUAAACUUUGCCUCUUGUUCCGGUA